AUGGAAGGGAUAAACAAAACCGCAAAGAUACAGUUUUUCUUUCGUCCAUUCUCAACAGACCCUAAGAUACAGGUGGUGAUUUUUGUGGCCUUCUUGGUGAUGUACUUGACCAGCCUCAGCGGAAACGCUACAAUUGCCGUCGUUGUCCAAAUCAACCACUCCCUGCACACACCCAUGUAUUUUUUCCUGGCUAACUUGGCAGUUCUUGAAAUCUUCUAUACAUCUUCCAUUGCCCCACUUGCCUUGGCCAACCUUCUUUCCAUGGGCAAGACUCCUAUCUCCACCACCGGAUGUGCCACCCAAAUGUUUUUCUUUGUCUUUUUGGGUGGGGCUGAUUGCGUUCUCCUAGCAGUCAUGGCUUAUGACCGGUUUGUAGCCAUCUGUUACCCUCUGAGGUACACUCUUCUCAUGAGUUGGCCUUUGUGUGUGGAGUUGAUGGUUGGGUCCCUGGUGCUGGGCUUCCUACUGUCUCUGACCCUGACUGCUUUAAUCUUCCAUCUUCCUUUCUGUGACAACAAUGAGAUCUACCACUUCUACUGUGACAUGCCCGCCAUCAUGCGCCUGGCCUGUGCAGACACACACGUUCAUGAGACUGCCCUGUAUAUCAUCAGCUUCAUCGUCCUCAGUCUUCCCCUGUCACUCAUCUCCAUCUCCUACAUCUUCAUUGUGGCAGCCAUCUUGCAGAUCCGUACAGCACAAGGGCGCCAUCGAGCUUUCUCCACCUGCUCCUCCCACAUCUUGGUGGUCCUCCUGCAAUAUGGCUGCACCAGCUUUAUAUACCUGUCCCCCAGUUCCAGUUACUCUCCUGAGAGGGACCGGGUAGUGUCCGUGGUCUAUACUUUCAUCACCCCUAUUUUAAAUCCCUUGAUCUACAGUAUGAGAAACAAAGAACUAAAAGAAGCCCUGAGGAAGGCGCUGAGGAAGGACUAG
Messenger RNA from Erinaceus europaeus (western European hedgehog), 930 nucleotides. RefSeq names its product olfactory receptor 10V1. NCBI's taxonomy places the organism in Eukaryota, Metazoa, Chordata, Mammalia, Eulipotyphla, Erinaceidae. Gene Ontology annotation, molecular function: G protein-coupled receptor activity; olfactory receptor activity. The transcript has a single exon. Gene Ontology annotation, cellular component: membrane. Gene Ontology annotation, biological process: G protein-coupled receptor signaling pathway. The coding region runs from base 1 to 930 and encodes 309 amino acids. The record is from RefSeq and is a predicted model, not a curated record.